Amyelois transitella is the source of this 3496-nucleotide messenger RNA. Its product is annotated as cytochrome b5 reductase 4. The record is from RefSeq and is a predicted model, not a curated record. The coding region runs from base 289 to 2271 and encodes 660 amino acids. Gene Ontology annotation, molecular function: heme binding; oxidoreductase activity. NCBI's taxonomy places the organism in Eukaryota, Metazoa, Arthropoda, Insecta, Lepidoptera, Pyralidae. The transcript has 10 exons. Gene Ontology annotation, biological process: superoxide metabolic process; generation of precursor metabolites and energy. Gene Ontology annotation, cellular component: endoplasmic reticulum.
UCUCUCGUAUCUUGUCUGUUUGUCAUUCCGCUUACUGCUUUCUCGAGCUAGACCAAAUUGUUCGCAAAUUGUUAUCCUGAAAUCCUGGUUGCAUUUUGCGAAACGAAAUUGAAAAUCGCGGAUCUCAACAUGUAAAUUGCGUAAAAUAAAUUCAUAUUAACUAAAAAUUUGUGUCAUCUCGAUCGAUCUUAUCUAUACAAAUAUAUUUAUAUAAAAUCAAAAUAGUGAUUGCUGACUGUACGUUUUUGUGUGUGAAAAUUAUGAAUAAGGAUUAAUACCUUGAUCACAAUGGCCGAUCCACUUGACCACGAGCAAUCUCCAUCCAGAAAUAAUUCUUUAAAAAUAUCCUUACCUACAGUCCUUUGUACCCCAGACUCUUCAGAUAAAAAUGACAUUUCUUUGAAGAAUAAUUUCGUAACAUCUGAAUCAAAGUUGUCUCUUCCUUCCAAUCUGGGAACUCCUACAUCACCUUUACGAUUAUCAUCCCCCAUGUCGUUACCCACAUCUCCUACGCCUUUUAUUAAGAGUAAACAAAGUUCAACCCUGAAUCCAAAUCAGCAAGAUGUCAAGAACAAUCUGGAAAACUCCGGCUCUGCUACCGGCAACCCUCGGAACAAAUGCGCACUGCAGCCGGGGCACAGUUUGAUGGACUGGAUCCGGCUAGGCAACUCCGGAAGGGACCUGACCGGCGUCGGCGGCCGGGUCCGGCCCGUCUCGCCGGCGGAACUCGCCGCACACAAUACGCAAAAAGACGCAUGGUUAGCCAUUAGAGGUCGCGUGUACAAUAUCACCCACUAUCUGCCGUACCAUCCUGGAGGACCUGAGGAGCUGAUGCGUGGUGCUGGCAUGGACGCUACACAGUUAUUCGACAAAGUUCAUCCAUGGGUCAAUUACGAUUCACUUUUAGCAAAAUGUUUAGUUGGCCCCUUAACACAUGACCUGCCAAGUGCUGAAGAGCUAUUCGAGUCCUCCAGUCCUUCCCCGAAAUCAGAUCGUCUCAGAGAGCCAUCCAAAGCACAAGAGUUAGUUAGGAAAUCCAUGGAAAACUUAGCCAAUUGUAUCACGCCAGUUAGAAAGAAAAUUACUUCAAAAAGUGACGAGAACGUCAAAGGAAGUCCACCUAGUAAAAUAAUGCAGAGUUUAAUACAAUCUAGUGAUUUACCUGUAUCUAUAAGUAGGAGAGCGGCGUCUAGUCCAGUAAAAUCGGUAGAAAAACCAGAAGUACCACCGUUACGAUGUGACUGGAUACAGACAUCGAGAAAAAUAACGAUAUCUGUGUAUACGGGUCCACUAGCGAACCCGGGCGGCUGUGCUAGAAUCACUGAAGGAAUCUUGUUAGUCGAAGUAGCCACGAACGGGUGGCUGAGGACACUCAAAGUAGUUCCCGAGGCGAGGUUGCAAGAGCCAUUACAGCUGAAAGUGUAUGCCGAGAGCGGGAAAAUAGAUAUCAUCGCCCAAAAAGCAGAAGCAGGCGUAUGGAAAAGUUGCGAGUUAACUCCCGGUGUCGCGACGCCCGUGUCCUCCCCGCGGACAGUGGACUGUAAGGUGGAACAUGUGGGAGAAGUGUCGCACGACACCGUGCUGCUCUCGCUGCAACCCCGCUCCGGACCCGUCGUCGUGCCAUUGGGCUACCACGUUAGAGUUCAUAAACGAAUAUCAGGUUCAGAAUGCGUCCGUUCCUACACGCCAGUGGGCGAAGGAUGGGGCCCGCCAGCGGAAGGGUCCUCCCCACUCCGGCUGGCAGUGAAGAAGUAUGCAGACGGGGUCCUGUCGCCUCACCUCGCAGACCUCAAAGUAGGAGACACAGUCCAGCUGUCUGGACCUUACGGGAACUUUCAGCUGCAAAAGCUUAAAUCCGUCAAAACAAUGUUUUUGUUUGCCGCCGGCACUGGCAUCACUCCAAUGUUGGGUCUACUAAAAUUCAUGCUGCUCAGAUCCAAUCCGAGAUGUGAACGAGUACAUUUGUUAUUUUUCAACAAAACUGAAAAAGACAUUCUCUUCCGAAAUCAUUUCGAAGAUAUAGCAAGUGAAGACAAAAGAUUUAAAAUCACCCAGAUUCUAUCAGACUCAAGUUCAACCUGGUCCGGUCUAAAAGGUCGGAUUACCGAAGAAUUAGUCUCAAGUGUAUUGGAGAAAGACACCAUAAAAUGCAAGGAACAGUGCAGUCACUUUGCUUGUCUUUGUGGGCCUACGGAGUUUACUCAUGCCGGUCUAAAGUUGCUGAAGAACUUGGAUAUGAACGAGAAUUGCAUACACGCUUUUAUGGGAUAAUAUGUAAAUAUGUACAUGCGAGUAACAAUAGAUAAUUUUACAAAUAUAAUUUAUUGCUAUACCGAAUUUUGUGGAUCAAGCCGUGCUUACGUGCGUGCUACUUGCGACAGGCAUUGCUAUACAAUACUAUUUAAAAAAUUUCACAGCAUGUUUGGACGAUUGAACUAAGUAGCUUUCCACAAAAACAAAUAUGUAGCUAGAAGUGAAAAAAAACUCCGCCAUAUAAAUCAGUCUUAAGUAUGUGAAAGAAAAAUGUUUUUUUUUCGCUUUUUAUAAUGAAACAUACUGUUAAAAUUCAUCUAGUAAAUGAUUAGCGAUUGCAUUUUAGACGAAAAUUCUCGCUUGUAAUAACUUGUAAAAAUUUGUUUCGAAGUUGACUUGAAUCAUUUAUACAUAAGGCUUCCAGUGUUACUGUCUUGUUCUAAAAUCUAUUUUUAAGUAGACUAGGUAUUAGAUAAAGGUAGUCCCAAGAGUGAGAUUUAGUUUUCAUAUGGUAGUAUAGUGAAUAUGUGAGCUAGAAUUUGUAUAAGUAAUACGUAAAAUAUUACUUUUUAUCAUCAGUAACUACAAAUGUCCGCAAGUUAUAUCGAUAAAAAUAUUUUGUUGUUUAAUUAGAAAAAUAAUCACAAAAGUUUUGUACAGACAUAAAAAGAAAUAUGACUUAAAUAUAAUCUUUUUACUAAUAAAACAAUCUACGGCCAAAUAUAGAAGCACCAAGACAUUAGAAAUAAAAGUUUCUAGGUUACUACCUAGGUACACUAGGUUCCUGUCGUUAGAUCGGUAAUAAAAGUGUGAUAACAUAUGUAUGUAAUUACGUGGUAAUUUUGCAUUGAUCAGAUUGUGAUUCGAAAUGAAAUAAAGACAAGUAAAAAAUUAUUUAAAUUUAUGUAUUUAAAAAAAAAUAUCAUGUGUUAGAUACUUUUGUAAAUUCUACUAUUACGAGUUUAGUCUUUUUGGAGACGAUAAGAAUCCAUCCAAAAUUUUAAUAUUCUACCUUGAUUCGUACUCAAUAUUUUACCUAAUAGAUAACCGAUGUAGUUUAUUCAUGAGAUGACCAUAGAUUUUUUUUUAAAAGCAUGAUAAAAUAAUAUAAAAAAAUGUAAAAUGAGUAUGUAAAAAACUGAGUGUUAAUUUGCUUAUAUGCUUGCUCAUACCCAGUUGCCCAAAAAAUUAUUAUGAUUAAUAAAAAUUUGAUUUCAAUUUACUACAUAUUUCAGUUUUUUAU